Cavenderia fasciculata is the source of this 1491-nucleotide messenger RNA. RefSeq names its product Debranching enzyme. Gene Ontology annotation, molecular function: RNA lariat debranching enzyme activity. Gene Ontology annotation, biological process: mRNA splicing, via spliceosome. Gene Ontology annotation, cellular component: nucleus. The record is from RefSeq and is a predicted model, not a curated record. NCBI's taxonomy places the organism in Eukaryota, Evosea, Eumycetozoa, Acytosteliales, Cavenderiaceae. The transcript has 3 exons. The coding region runs from base 1 to 1491 and encodes 496 amino acids.
AUGAAAGUAGCAAUAGAGGGAUGUUGUCAUGGAGAGAUUGAAACUAUUUAUAAUUCAUUGGUGCAUAUAGAGAAUACUACCAAUACAAAGAUUGAUUUGUUGAUUUGUUGUGGAGACUAUGAAGCUAUUAGAAAUCAACAUGAUUUGUUGUCGUUGGCUGUACCCGACAAGUACAGAGCUCUGGGGUGCUUCCAUCACUACUAUAGUGGACGUUUGGUGGCACCGAUACUGACUCUGGUGAUUGGUGGCAACCACGAGAGCUCCAGUUACUUUUCAGAGCUAGAGAAUGGUGGCUGGUUGUGUCACAAUAUCUACUAUAUGGGUCGUGCAAGUGUCGUCAGUGUGGGUGGACUGCGUAUAGCCGGUGUAUCGGGUAUCUACAAAGAUCACGACUACCAAAAAGGACAUUUUGAACAACAACCACUCAACUCUAGUACAAUGCGAUCAAUCUAUCAUAUUAGAGAGAUUGAUGUACUCAAAAUGCUAGAUAUCGCCUCUCUACCAUCUACACAGCGUAUCGACAUUGCAUUCUCACAUGACUGGCCUCAAGGAAUCAUAAACUAUGGUGAUAAACAGAGAUUGUAUAGAAUGAAGAAACAUCUUGCACAGGAUGGUGAUCUACUUGGUAGUCCUCCAAACAUGCAGAUACUCAAAACACUGUGUCCUCGGUAUUGGUUCUCUGCACAUCUUCAUGUUAAAUGGGGUGCUGUAUAUCCUCAUCCAAAUGGUCCGACCACUGAAACAAGUGAACCUAAAACAACCAAGUUUCUUGCUUUGGACAAGGUGUUACCAGACAGAGAUUUUCUUCAAAUUUUAGAUAUUGACCCAUCAACAACAACAACAACAACAACAACAAGCCAACAAUCAUCACCAUCCUCUUCACCAAAACUUGUAUAUGAUGCACAAUGGUUAUGUAUAUUAAACAAAACAAAAUUAAUUACAGCCAAUCAUAACAAUCAUUUCCCAACUCCACUUGACAAGAAUUCUUUUAAAAAACUUUGUACAAAAGAAGAAAUAGAACAUAUUAAACUUAGAUUUAAAACAAUUUAUAAAUUAAAGAAUCAAUUGGAUGAUGGAGUGGAUUUGUCAACGAUAAAGGAUGAAGAUGCAAUGGAAAUAAGUCAAUCGAAUUUUGUGGCCAAUACAUUGGCAUUUGAUCCAAGCAAUCCAAACAAUCCAUUACCAUUUUUAGCACCUCGGUUCCCUAAUCCUCAACCGAUUGUAUUGAGUCACCUUAUUGCAAUUGUUUGUGGUAAUGAUCCAAUCGAUGCAUCAACAUUAUCCAAAUUAAAUGUUGAAACUUUUUCUCAAUCAAAUUUAAUAUCAACCAUUAAUAAUAAUAAUAAUAAUAAUAAUAAUAAUAUUAAUAAUAAUAAUAAUAAUAAUGCAGAUGAAGAAACAAGUCAAGCAACCAAAAUGCAAAGAAUAUCAAUGGAUCAAACAUCUAAAAAGUUUAAAGACGAAUCUGAAAUUGAUUUGGAUGAUCUUUAA